UCGCUCGCUCGCCCGCUCGCCCGCUCGCUGGAUGCUGCUCAUACGCGCAGGACGCGCGGAACGCGCACGCACGGACGCGCGCACGCAGGUAGUGACCAGUCAGCCGCCGCGACCAUGAUGAUGAUGCCAAAGAGGCCUCAGACGUCCCCGGGCAGCGUGCUGUCUCUGCGAGGUGGCGCCAACGUGCCGGGAUCCCCCGCCGCCGCCAUCGUGGCCCGUGUGGACGACGGUGUGAUGGUUUACAAGGACCUGGCGGCACUCCCGAGGGACAAAGCCAUCCUGGACAUCGAGAGACCAGACUUAAUGACGUACGAGCUGCACUACAACUACAGUCCACUGGAGGUGGCGAGGUCGCUGUCUCCCGGCUCUUUCUCCCCUCCGACCUCUCCCGAGGGGUCCAGGGUGUGGCUGGAGAAAAGCUCUCCUGCCGGUUCCUCGCCGGCUUCCACCGGCCGGAAACGCAACAGCGGCAACACCACGCCGUCUCCGCACGCGCAACACCCGCCGCAUGCGCAAAACAUGCAACCUCCCAAGAUCUUGCAACACUUCCACAGGCCUGACAAUGGAAGUAACAUCUACAAGAAGCCUCCCAUCUACAGAAGAGGCGCGUCGUCAGCGCUCCCUGCGGGGAAGCACUUGGAGGAUCUCAUCAUCGAGUCAUCAAAGUUUCCCGCCGCCGAGCCUCCGGAUCCGAACGUUCCCUCCAAGAUCGAGACGGAACAUUGGCCCUGCCCCCCUUCCUCUGCCGUCUUUGAGAAGGAGAAGGCGUGUCGCAGGAGCGAAGGCAGGCAAGAAGAAGAGGAGGAGUGCGAGGAGGAUGAGAACAUUUGGGGGUUGCGAGCGCUUCACAGGCAGGAACUCAACAAGAUUCAGUCCAACAUCGGAAGGAUCAUCCUGAAGGAGGAGCUGGACAAGUCGGCCGCUCCACUGAGAAGGAAAACGCGCUCGCUUCCGGACCGCAGCCAGCACGCAGGCACCACCACUUCCCGCGCUCUUUGUUUCCCAGCAUCCACUGGUGCAGGCCUAGCCAGAUUGCAGUCGACAGAAUUCAGCCCGGCGGAGAAGCCCGCUCAAGGUGUUCAGAACGGAGCUAAUGCCAUGGACCGAGGCCGCUCGCUGCCCAGCGUGCUGGAGCUCAAGAUUUACCCGUAUGAGACGCUCGUGGUCAACCACAGAGGACGGAAUCAAGUUCCUCCUGGCGUCGACAGAACGCAAUUGGAGGUAACGGUAUCAACGUGAACAACUGAUCAAAGUGCUAAUAGAUGCGAGCAACGAGCGAGAGAGUAUCCGAAGUCGAGAAAGGGCCUAGGCAGAUUGAUUUGGAUUUCAUAUCUUGAGUUGGGUUUUUUU
Molecule: messenger RNA, 1350 nt
Organism: Hippocampus comes (tiger tail seahorse)
Lineage: Eukaryota; Metazoa; Chordata; Actinopteri; Syngnathiformes; Syngnathidae
Product: dematin-like
Exons: 15
Coding region: 115-1239 (374 amino acids)
Biological process (GO): cytoskeleton organization; lamellipodium assembly; actin filament bundle assembly
Cellular component (GO): plasma membrane; actin cytoskeleton
Molecular function (GO): actin filament binding
Source: RefSeq, a predicted model, not a curated record